Molecule: messenger RNA, 3459 nt
Organism: Hypanus sabinus (Atlantic stingray)
Lineage: Eukaryota; Metazoa; Chordata; Chondrichthyes; Myliobatiformes; Dasyatidae
Product: beta-1,3-galactosyltransferase 5-like
Exons: 2
Coding region: 557-1522 (321 amino acids)
Cellular component (GO): membrane
Molecular function (GO): N-acetyl-beta-D-glucosaminide beta-(1,3)-galactosyltransferase activity
Source: RefSeq, a predicted model, not a curated record
UCUAGGUGGUGAAUACACAUUGCUGACCCUGGCUCGCGUACUAUAUUGUCAACAGGAGAUAAUUCAGAGAGCACGGAAUGUCACGGUUACCACUGCGUACAGUGCAGGACCUGCUUGUGCCACCACCGAGGCAGGUUCUGUCUCCCUCUCCAAUUUGUUUUAUUUGAUCGUUCCGUUCUUUCUACCGUGCCUUCAGCGGAUGCAAAUAGAUUUUUCGCGCCAUUGGGAAUAAAACGGCAAUAGCAGGCGAGGACUUGUCAUCUCAUCGCCAGCUGUUGUGUUUGUGGCACUGGGGAGUCGUGUGGCCGUGAAUAAAGCGAGACGCGCAGAGGUGAGGAACAAACGUGCCGCUGUAGAUUUCACUUGUAAUCACCUACCGACAAUACCCUCUCACAUUACGUUCAGUGCCUAACACACUAGGGUUGCUCGACAGCAACCUGUAAGGAUCAAAAUCUACACGAACACGUACAUUGCUCGGGGAAAGCAAUUGCUUCUGAGCGUGGUGAUUUUGCCUGGAUGUUACGUAAUCUCCUCCCCGACAGGACGGGACAAACAGAUGUUCAGAAACAAAAUUGUGCUUUUUCUAGCUGUAUUAUUUACAGCUUGCACAUUUUUUGUGUGCUUUUUGUAUACAAGCACAUUCCAAGUUAAUCUCACGGUCUUCAACAGCAAUAAACAUUCGAUCACAAAGGGAAAGAAAGAAUUCCUUCUUGUACCAAAGGCAAACUGUGAUGAAGAUCCUCCCUUCCUGCUCUAUCUGGUGACAGCCACCCACCACCAGACAAAAGAACGCGAUGCCAUCCGCCGCACCUGGGGCAGAGAUCAACGUAUAGCUGGGAAAAGGACUGUUGCCUAUUUUCUCCUUGGUUAUGAUCCAGUAUACCAAUCCACAAUCUUAAAUGAAAGCCACUACUAUGGGGACAUUAUACAAAAGAACUUUACAGACUCAUAUGAUAACCUCACAUUGAAAGUGCUGAUGGGUAUCAAGUGGGUGCAUGAACUAUGCCCUUUGGUUACCUUUGUGAUGAAAACUGACUCUGAUAUGUUUGUAAACACUUAUUACCUGACUGAGCUUCUUCUGGGUAAGAAUCAGGAUCUCCUAUACACAGGGCAUGUCAAACUCAAGGAGGGGCCCAUCAGGGACCCAAUGAGCAAGUGGUUUAUGGCUACGGAGGAUUAUCCGAACAGCACCUACCCUCCCUUUUGUUCGGGUACGGGAUAUCUUUUCUCUGGGGCCCUUGCAGGGAAAAUCAUUGCUGUUUCUAAACACAUUCCCAUCCUCAGAUUGGAAGAUGUAUACAUCGGGCUGUGCCUUGCAGAGCUAAAUGUAACUCCAGUGGAACUCGACUCUAGCCGGACAUUUUACGACUUCAAGGUGAAAUUCAACAUUUGUAGAUUUCAGAAGCUUGUAACAUCGCAUGGAGUCAGCCCGCAAGAGAUUCUAGUUUACUGGAAAGUAUUGGGAGAACUCGGCGAAGAGGAGUGUGAAGAGAAAGAAAGUAAAGAAUUCCAAUGGACAUAAUUAAAUAAUAGUAGGGCAUGUCAGAGCCAAAAACUAAAGGAAAAUUAUUUGCAUAAACACAAACCAUUCUGCAGAUGCUGGAAAUCUUGAGGUACACACACAAAAUGAACUCAGCAAGUCAGGCAGCAUAUCUAUGGAGGGGCCAUAGAUGACCUGAUGAAGGGUCUCAGACAAAAUUGUCAUCUGGUGAUUUCCCUCCACAGAUGAUUCCUGCUUUGCUAAGUUCCUCUAGCAUUAUUUUGCAUGCUGCUCAGGAAAAUCCUUUUGAUGCUGACUAAAUACAAUAAUAAUAACAUUCAUUUCAGUUCCAGCAAUGGCUAAAGUCUGCUUGAAUUAUCCAUGUUAAAACCUUCUGUCCCACUUUGCCCUGGCUCUGCCCAUUUUAAGCGGCUGAAUAGCUGAAAUGAGAUCAUAAAGUAUUUCAUGAGUGAUCAGGUGAAAAAAAAACAAUUUCUGGAACUAAUGAGCAGAUCAUCGAUGGCUCUUCAUAAAUGCUGCCUGAUAGCUGACAUGAAAAUGAUUAUGUCAAGAAUCUCAAGCAGCUUUUUACAGUUCAGGUAGCGUUUGUAGAAAGAGAAACAGAAGUAAUAUUUCAGACCUUCAUUAGAUUGACACAAAGCAUUAACUCUGUUCCUCUUCCUGCUGAGUUCCUCCAGCAUUUUGUGAGAGUUGCUUGAGAAGAAUACAUUAUUUUAGAAUUUAAUGAUAAUGAUGCUGAUGGUUGAAUGAAAUUUGCAUAAUAUUUUUUUUCCUUCCAAGCAUAAAGGCAAUUAAAAGCCUAUCUUUAAUUGGAGUAAAACUUACAUUAAGAUAUUAGCCCAUGUAAUCUACAUGUUUUCAAUGGAAUUGAUCCUAUUGAACUUCUUACUGUAGCUGGACAAGCAUUUGGAUCAACAAGGCAGCAAAGGCUUGGACCAAGUGCUGGUAAAUGGGAUUUAUUAUCACUGACGUAUGUCAUGAAAUUUGUUGUUUUGCAUAACAGUAUGACACAAUGCAUAAAAUUACGAAUAGAAGAUAUAAAAUCUGUAAGUAGUGCAAAAAGAGAGGAUAAGAGUGAAGUAAUGUUUAUGGGUUCAUGAAUUGUUCAGAAAUCUGACAGUGGAGGAGAAGAAGUUGUUCCUAAAACUUUGAAUGUGGUUUUAGAGCAUCCUGUACUUUCUGCCGGAUGGUAAUAAUAAGAAGAGGGCAUGUCCUGGAUGGCAAGGGGUCCUUAAUGAUGGAUGCCACCUUCUUGCAGCUCUCUCUAAACAAGAGCCUGAUGGCUGGUGUGGACAUAGUGGUCCAAAGGGCCCGUUUUUGUGCUGUGUGAUAGUGACCAGAUCUCAGAUAGCCUUCUUCAACAUUGCAAUGUGAAGAAUAUUUAACUAUGAGGAAACAACAGCAUGUUGCAAAAGUGUAGCAUCAUGGAAACAUAGUGGUUAGCACAGCGUUUUACAGAACCAGCAACCUAGGUUCAAUUCUCACAGCUUCUAGUAAGGAGUGUAUACGAUCUUCCGGGUGCUCUGGUUUCUAAAGAUGUACUGAUUAGAAGGUUAAUUGGUCUUUGUAAUUGUCCAAUGAUUAGGCUAGGGUUAAAUCAGGGGAUUGCUGUGCAGCAUGGCUCGAAGGACCACAAGGGCUUAGUCAAUGCUGCAUCUAAUUAAUAAAUAAAUAAAUGUGGAUGAAUCUGCAGAAUUAGCAACAUAAUUGAAAAAUGUUAAUGUAACUUAGCAGAGAUAAGAAAAAUUAAGUGGUUGAAUUUUACUUGACAAACAAGAAUCCAAAAAUUGGACAAAAGCAAAGAGCUUUCAGAAAGCAAAUUCAAAAUCACUAAAGGUAGUCAUGCAGGUUAAUAAUCUCACACAAAGGCACAUCAGGGAUGAAGAUUUGACUUCUGGUAGAAGUAAAUUAAUAAGUAGAGAAGUUAAAUUUAGGUCAUGAAGUGUGGUGUAUAUUCA